Molecule: messenger RNA, 1856 nt
Organism: Xenopus tropicalis (tropical clawed frog)
Lineage: Eukaryota; Metazoa; Chordata; Amphibia; Anura; Pipidae
Source: RefSeq, a predicted model, not a curated record
AGCGUCUUUAGCCGCGUCUUCUCUCCGCCAAUGAUGUUGGUGCUUUUGCGCCUGCGCUCCCCGCUCCCGCUGGCCUCGGUUGUCAGGCGCCAAGUAUAGAGAGUAGCUGCGGGUUCCCUGGGGCCGGACCCGGGCGGGAGCUAUGGACGAACUGUACCUGGAGAAUAUCGACGAGCUGGUGGCUGAUCAGAAUAAGAUCGUGACGUACAAAUGGCUGAGCCACACGCUGGGCGUCCAUGUUAACCUGGCGAAACAGAUGCUGUACGACUACGUGACAAGGAAGCGGAAGGAAAAUGGCAACGCACAGGUGCACGUUACUUACCUGGUGACCGGGAAAUGUCUGCAGGACGGUUACCCUUUUCACAAAGUGGCCGUAGUGAAGGAGGAGAAGCUUGCAGCCACUAAGUCUAAGCUUGCGGAGGUUGCCAGCGUCCAUGUGUAUAGCAUCCAGAAAGCGGCUCUGAAGGACUGCGCUCCCCUCUUCAACACUGACUAUGAUAUCAUCAAGAACAACCUGCACAACUGCAACAAGUUUAGUGCCAUUCAGUGCCCAGAGGCCGUGCCCAGGUCCCCAGAGGAAAUCUCCCAGCUCCUAAAAGCAAACGCCCAACCAACCGGAGAAGCAAAUGUUACAGCGAAACCUGCAAUCAACGGGCACAUUGCUGCCCCCGCCCCAAAGCCCACAUCCAAGCAGCCUAAAGGCAUUAUGGGAAUGUUUUCCCAACAAGCUGUCAAACAGCAGGAAACGCAGAAGGAAAGCAAAGCCGAUGCCAAGGAACCAGCAGCGACGGCAUCGAGUGGCAAAGCCCCUGCCAAGGCGCAGACUGUGAACAACUUCUUUGGGAAAGCGGCUUCAUUAAGCAAAAUGAAAGAAUCUGCUAAUGAAGCCAUUAAAGAAGAGAAAGCUGCAUUGGUGCCCCCCGCCCCAGUCACCGCCGAGCCCCCAGCGGCUAAACCUGUUAAAGCUACAGAGCCAGCAAAAGCCCCGGCUAAAGAGAAGAAAAGGGGGAAGCGAGCGGAAAUGUCCGACAGUGACGAGGAGAAGGUGGUGAAGAAGAGGAGGAGGAUUAAGCAGCCCACGAGCGACAGCGAGGAUGAGGAUGGGCCCCCUCCCUGCGAGAUAAAAACGCCUUCUCCUCCUCCUCCCUCGCCCCCGGCUCCCGCGCUUGUCCCGAAGUCCGAGGCCGACUCCCAACCCCAGCAACAGCCCGGGGGUAAGAGGAGGAAGAGAAGGCGAGUAUUAAAGUCCACAACAUUCAUGGAUGAAGAAGGCAGCAUUGUGACAGAGAAGGCCUAUGUGAGUGAGUCUUGCACUGACAGUGAGGAGGAGUUCACCAAACCCAAACCGGCGGCUGCCCACAAACCAUCAGUUAUGGGAGGAGCAAAACACGAGAGCAAAUCGGAGGCAAAAUCCUCUAAAAAGACCUCGGUGGCGAGUAAAGGCACCAAGCAAGCCUCCAUCAUGGGGUUCUUCCAGAAGAAGUGAGGGGGCCGCACCGUGACUGUAUUUUCUAUAGACUCCCCCCGUCUCAUUGUAGCAGCGGGUAACGAGGAGGAGGGGGGAAUUUUUACCGGUAAGUUCCUUGUAUAGAAACAGAACCCCUCCCCCCAAGCCUGACCCAGGAGGAGACUGUAAUACGGAUCAGACCAUUGGUUUUAUAUCGCUGUGUCCUUCCCUCGUUGCUCCGAUUGGCUCCAAAUCAACUGUUUGUGGCUCUUGGUUAUAAAGAGCCAAUUACGUGGCUGUUACUCACAUACAGGACUUGGGGUCCCUCCAUAAACUCCCAGGACUCACAGCGGGACCCCCCGACUGAGCGCUUGUUAUAAAUAAAUAAACGUUGUUAUGUUAUUCUGAA